This is a messenger RNA of Drosophila guanche, 600 nucleotides long. RefSeq lists its product as uncharacterized. The transcript has a single exon. The coding region runs from base 1 to 600 and encodes 199 amino acids. The record is from RefSeq and is a predicted model, not a curated record. NCBI's taxonomy places the organism in Eukaryota, Metazoa, Arthropoda, Insecta, Diptera, Drosophilidae.
AUGUUGAAAAUAUUCACAACUAUUUCGUUGAUUUUUUUUCACCAUUUGGUGGCCACGCAGGCUGUGAGUAUUGCAUGGGAGAUCGAUGAGAUCGCUAUCGUGCAGGGAUUACAGGGAUAUGUGUCCCAGUCAAGCUUUAUCUUCCAGACGGGCAAGUGCAGAUUCAAUGAGAAGUAUUUUGAUAACUUCACUAUGACCAUCGUCAACAACACCUUGGACUUGGACAUGGUGACUCCCAGGACUAUUCCACGGGGCCUAAAGGUCCUAAUUGAUGUCCAGAUCAGCCUUGACAUGGGGAAGAGCUACCAGCGGCUCUUCGCCCACAUCCUGGAUACCUGCAACGUUGUCUCCUCGGUAAAGACCAGCAUCUUCAAGAGCUGGUUCGAGAGCAUGCGCAAGCACGGAAACUUUAUGGCCAACUGCCCAGUGCCCGAGGGCCAAUACUUCCUGCGCAACUGGAAACUGGAUUCACAACUGGUGCCGAACUAUCUGAUGCCCGGUGACUAUCGCGUAUUGGUGCACUUUUUCUACGGCAAGCAGAAGACCAACCAUGAGGAGUUUGCCCUCGACAUGGACAUCUACGCGAUGGUGUCGAAGUAA